This is a messenger RNA of Fusarium oxysporum Fo47, 984 nucleotides long. Its product is annotated as NADP-dependent oxidoreductase domain-containing protein. Lineage: Eukaryota; Fungi; Ascomycota; Sordariomycetes; Hypocreales; Nectriaceae. The transcript has 6 exons. The coding region runs from base 1 to 984 and encodes 327 amino acids. The record is from RefSeq and is a predicted model, not a curated record. Gene Ontology annotation, cellular component: cytoplasm.
AUGUUUAAACAUCUCCCUUUCGCUGAAAUCACAGUACCUUCACCUGGCUUUGGUGCCAUGGGCAUUAGCCAUGGCUUGGGUAAUAAUUUAACACUUGAGCAAGCCGAGCCAGUGCUUUUGAAAGCCCUUGAACUCGGCUGCACUUUCUGGGACACUGCCGUUGUCUACAAAGCUGGCGUAAACGAACAGCUCUUGGGAGACUUCAUCAGGAAACAUCAAGUUUGUGACAAGAUAUUCAUUGCCUCUAAAUGUGGUAUCGAUUGCUUUGGCGACGGCUCUCUCACCAACUCUGCGUCCCACAUCAAGUCAUACAUUGAGGGCACGAUUGAGAGACUCGGGUUCACUCCUGACCUCUACUACCUCCACCGCAUCGAUCCCAAGACCCCUCUGGAGGAAUCGAUUAGCACUCUUGACGAACUUCGUAAGCAGGGCAAGACCAAGUAUAUCGGGAUCUCAGAGUGUUCUGCCGCAACACUUCGAAAAGCCAAUUCUAUUGCGAAGAUUGAUGCGUUGCAAGCUGAAUAUUCAGCAUUUGAAACGUUGCAUGAAACCGACGGCCUCAUUGAUGCUGCAAGAGAACUAGACAUUGCCUACGUAGCUUAUAGUCCCCUUGGCCAUGGGUGGUUGGUAGAUGACUUCCCAUACCAGAGCCCGGAUGACUUCGCAGAGAAUGACUUCCGGCGUGGUUCACCCAAGUUCCAGGGCGAGAACUUCUAUCACAAUAAGAAGAUCGUCGAGGAGAUCAAGAAGCUUGCAGCCCGGAAAAAAGUCAAAGUGACACAGAUUGCACUUGCAUGGGCUGCAGCUCAGGGCUUCAUUGCCAUUCCGGGAACAACAAAACCUGAGCGACUGGAAGAGAACUGGGCAUCACGAGAUAUUGAGCUUGACGACCAAGAGAAGCGGGAGCUGAGACGGAUCAUAGACUCAGCAAAGCCGAAGGGCAACAGAUACGGUCCUGCUCACCAGGCUAUGGUGGGACAUUGA